AUGGCACUACUCCUCUACUAUAACGCCUGCCACAAGGCGCUUAUCUAUCGCCCCUGCGAGGAGGCGGUGCCAUAUAUCCUAGUAAAUCGCCACCUUCGCGACAAGCAUGGUGUAACCGACGCAGCGCAGCGCCAACAUGAGAUCCAGGAUAGCCUGCCUCCCACUGCCUCCCCACUAGCAGUGCAUGAUGACUUUCACCCACUUCCACACUUUACACCUAUCAUCCCCGAACUUGGGACGCCCCAGCGUGGGUGGUACUACAGUGUCUGCUACUUCCUAGCUAUCCAGGAACGGGUAUUCCGCGAGCAUGUUCAACGCGCUCACGCGACUACUAGGACCCCGGCGCCUGACACCGAGGUGCUAGUCCAGAGCUGGUUCUAG
Messenger RNA from Aspergillus calidoustus, 381 nucleotides. Lineage: Eukaryota; Fungi; Ascomycota; Eurotiomycetes; Eurotiales; Aspergillaceae. The record is from the annotation of a GenBank genome assembly.